Messenger RNA from Zophobas morio, 926 nucleotides. RefSeq lists its product as uncharacterized. The transcript has 10 exons. Lineage: Eukaryota; Metazoa; Arthropoda; Insecta; Coleoptera; Tenebrionidae. The coding region runs from base 120 to 926 and encodes 268 amino acids. The record is from RefSeq and is a predicted model, not a curated record.
AAAAUUCUUCCUUUGUUUCUUUGGAUCCAAAAUGGUCCAUCUUUAAAGAUCGUAAGGCUUGUUAUCUAAGAAAUAAAGAUGCACGUGACUUUCUCUCCGUCCGGCGGGCGUACAGGGCAAUGUCGCUAUUCUGCUCGAAUGAGCUUCCAACCAAACAACUGUGUGACACGUGGAUCAGCACGUGUUUUACUAGUAUGGUGGAGACACUUUUCCUAAUAUUUGAAGCGGCGUGCGUUGGUUUGUUUACACACUUUCAAAUGGUUUACUACCGUCUGCUCAUCUCUAGUCCUGAUAGGCUAAUAAAAAUGCUACUCGAAAAUGAUUGGAUGCUCAAAAGUUUUAUUGAUAAUAUCUGUCAUCCUCCCAUUUUCGACGCCUUUCUGCACACAAUAAAAAGUGAAGCGGACUUUUCUGUUAUAAAAGACUUUCUUGUGAAAUGUUCCCAAAAUUCUCUUCUUGAAUAUCUUUUAGCGCUUUCCAGUGACGAAGGUAUGGGCAGCCCGGCGGCACUUGUAUUAGGGUCCCUUUCUGAUUCUGUUACCGAACUGAAAUCAAUUUAUAUGUUAUUUGGCACUCAAGAAAUAGUCCGGCGCGCCAUUCUUGUUGUGAUUGAUGGACUUUCCAGUACGUUGCCUGUUCCCGCUAGAAAGCGAGAGUGCAUAACCGCUUUGCAUUCGUACUACUCUCUCUGGAACCGCAGCAUACCAGUGAGUGGCACACACAAUAAUAAUUUGAACGUUCACGAAUGCUUUUUAGAAAUUCUUCCUUUUCUUUCUAAUCUUCUAGCGCACACCAAUAAAAACAGGUUUCAAUAUGAAGUUUCCAGUAUUAACGUUUUUAAUAUAUCUGUCGCGGAGUUACUUUAUAGCAUUCUUACGAAAGGCUUGUUCUAUAUGUUAACAAACAAUAAAUCCUUAUUUUCGUAA